Kuraishia capsulata CBS 1993 is the source of this 1221-nucleotide messenger RNA. RefSeq lists its product as uncharacterized. Gene Ontology annotation, molecular function: mannosyltransferase activity. Gene Ontology annotation, cellular component: endoplasmic reticulum. Bases 1 to 1221 code for a protein of 406 amino acids. The record is from RefSeq and is a predicted model, not a curated record. Lineage: Eukaryota; Fungi; Ascomycota; Pichiomycetes; Pichiales; Pichiaceae. The transcript has a single exon.
AUGCCGACAAUCACUAUAUGCGUGCUAGGGGAUCUUGGCCACUCUCCGCGAAUGCUUUACCACGUUCAGAGUUUUUCUAAGCUCAAAUACAACGUUUAUCUGUGUGGGUAUUUAGACUCCAGUCUUCCUUCGUUCAUAGUACAGGACGACCAUGUUGAGAUAAAGCCGCUGAGACCAGUCAAAAACUCCCACAGACUGCCAUAUUUGGCGUUUAUUGGCUACAAAUUGCUGUAUCAGUUAUACACGCUCACUGCGUUGUUGUUUUCCACAAUGCGCCAAUCACAAUACAUCAUGAUCCAGAACCCACCAUCGAUACCCAUUCUAUUCAUCAUAGUGGUGCUUCAGAAGCUCUUUUUCCACAAAUGCGAACUGAUAAUAGACUGGCACAAUCUCAACUACACAAUUUUGAACAUGAAGUUUAAGAACUUGAAUCAUCCGUUAGUGAGAUUCUUGAAGUUCUAUGAGAGAAAGCUCUCCAGGUUUGCCUACCUGAAUCUGACGGUCACCGAAAACCUGCGCAAAUUCCUUACGUCUGAGUUUGGUGUGGAUGAGAAGAAGAUCAUAACGCUGUACGAUAAAGCUGGUAUUCACUUUUCACCCAUCGAGAACGAGAGUCUCAAAGAGGUUAUCAUCAGAUCACAUCCCCAGGUAUUUGUGGAUUACCGCGAAAACGAUAAGAUUUUGGUCACGUCUACCUCUUUCACGGAGGACGAAGAUUUUGACCUAUUUUUGGCUGCUCUUGUAAAAUAUGAGAAGUUAUUGCAGAAGUCUGAACAAACUUUGCACGUUGUGGUUACAGGAAAAGGUCCUUUGCGUGAUCAAUUCCUUUCCCACCUUGAAUCUGCCAAGCUCUCAAAAAUCUCUGUUAAAUCGGUCUGGUUACCGAUAUCGGAAUAUCCUGAGAUUCUGGCAGUUUCCGAUUUGGGAGUAUCAUUGCAUGUAUCAUCAUCUGGUCUGGAUUUACCCAUGAAGGUGGUGGACCUUUUUGGCUGCGGAAUCCCUGUGAUAUCGCUUGGAUUUGAGACCAUCGGGGAAUUAGUGCAGGACGGAAAGAAUGGUGCGAUAGUCUCAACUGCUGAUGAAAUGGUAAAGGAAUUCGAGCAGUUGCUGACAGAAAGCUCACCAAAAUACAAGACUUUGAAGAAAGGAGCGCUGAAGAAGAGCACUGAGAAGUGGGACGCGGAAUGGGACCGUAAGCUUAAGCCUCUAGUGGAAAGUUGA